Messenger RNA from Acanthoscelides obtectus, 6950 nucleotides. NCBI's taxonomy places the organism in Eukaryota, Metazoa, Arthropoda, Insecta, Coleoptera, Chrysomelidae. The record is from the annotation of a GenBank genome assembly.
AACAUAUUGAGCAUUGUGACAAACCUAAACGUCAAGCACAGCCUUCCAUUAGAAUUUUGUUGUUGAUGUUGUUCACACAGACUUAAAAGUCAAGCUCAGCCUGGCAAAUUCAAAUAUGUUGAUCUGCCAGUGGUAACAUUUCCCAAGACAAAAUAUGGAAUAUUGAGGUGGGCAAUAAUCCCUCAUACCCCUUUAGAUCCCCUUAUUGGACACACUACAAAAAUAAUAAAGAAGUAAUAUAUACUCUAAUAUAGUAUUUGCGCAGUAUUUUUGAACUGAAGUGUAGACAUUUCAUUGAAUGGUAUAUUUAUGCACAUAAUAGUUAUUAGUAUUUACAUACUACAUAGAUUUUAUAUCAUUCGAUAUAAGACGAUUGCAGCAUAUGGACUUAGACACCCACUGCAGUAUUAUCAUAAUAGGAGAUGUUAUAUAAACCUCAAUAACAAUAUCGAAAAUUGUUUUGAUUGUAAAGAAGAUAAAUUAUAAGGACUGUUACAACCAUGUAAACGCAGUAGUCAGAGUAUAGUCUGCACUGGAUUUCCCACGAUAAUCGAGUUAUAUCCACUGGAUUUCCAAGAAAUAUCAGCUUAUGCAGGUUUGAAAUCUAGACAUGUAAAAUAAUGUAGUUUAACUUGAGCUGUUUUUAUAAGUGACAACUAUUUUCUGAGCUAAAGAUGGUUCCAUGGACACCUAUCGGGCAAAGAGGCUGAAAAGUUGAUCUUAGACCGAGGAAAGAAUGGAAGUUUUUUAGUGAGAGAAAGCCAGUCAAAACCCGGUGAUUUCGUUUUAUCUGUCAGAACGGAUGACAAAGUUACCCAUGUGAUGAUCAGGUGUACACCAGACAACAAGUAUGAUGUGGGAGGAGGUGAGCAGUUCAACAGUUUAGCAGAACUAAUAGAACAUUAUAAAAAGAAUCCCAUGGUGGAAACGUCUGGCACAGUUGUUCACCUGAAGCAACCGUUCAAUGCGACAAGAAUAAGUGCUUCAGGGAUACAUAACAGGGUGAAACAGUUACAGAGUGAAAAUGGGCCCAGCGGAUUUGGUAAAGCAGGAUUUUGGGAGGAAUUCGAGAGUUUACAACAACAGGAAUGCAAACACCUCUAUCAAAGAAAAGAAGGAAUUAAGCCAGAAAAUCGCAAUAAGAAUAGAUAUAAGAACAUAUUGCCAUUUGACGACACCCGCGUGAUACUACGUGACGGCGACUCUUCAGUUCCCGGCUCGGACUAUAUCAACGCCAACUACGUGAAAUGGCGACCGGACGAAUGUGGUGGGGGUGGCGGAGGGAGUGGGAGUGAUGGUGAUUCCGGAAAAUGCUACAUCGCCACCCAAGGAUGUCUGCCAUCUACCGUCGGUGAUUUCUGGAGAAUGGUCUGGCAGGAGAACUGCAGAGUGAUCGUGAUGACCACAAAGGAGACUGAACGAGGAAAAAAUAAGUGCGCUAGGUACUGGCCUGACUUGAACUCAUCAAAAGAAUAUGACAAAAUAAAAGUGAAAAAUCUUAUAGAAUCAUCUACACCACAUUAUACGUUAAGAGAAUUUUUAGUUAUUAAGGAAGGAAGCACGAAUGAGCGAAAAGUCUACCACUAUCAUUUUCAGGCGUGGCCGGACCACGGCGUCCCGUCGGAUCCCGGUGUCGUCCUGAACUUCCUGCACGAGGUGAACAAGCGGCAAGAAACGAUACAUCAGGAAACACCUCUCCAACCCCCAGGCGCGAUCCUUGUGCACUGCUCUGCAGGUAUAGGCAGGACAGGUACCUUCAUAGUGAUCGAUAUGAUUUUGGACCAGCUGAAGAGGUACGGCCUCGACUGCGAAAUUGACAUUCAGCGCACAAUACAAAUGGUGAGGUCGCAAAGGUCCGGGAUGGUCCAGACGGAGGCUCAGUACAAGUUCGUCUAUCUAGCCGUCCAACACCAUAUAGAAACUAUCACUGAAAGAAUGAAGGCUGAACAGAAAUCGCUGCAAAUGGGAAGAGAGUACACAAACAUCAGGUACAGUGGCGACAUCGUAUCAGGUUGUAUGUCACCGCCUGCCACGGCAGUCAAUUUCGGAACACCCUCUCCUACUAAUUCCAGGCUGAGUGUGAAUUUGAGGCAACAAGACGUCACCGUCAAAAAAACACCUAGGGUUGUGUCCGAAAUACCUCUUCCAAGACCACCCGACGAGAUUGUGAAACCUACCCUGUACGAGAACAUUCCCGGCACCCCCGUGCCCCCACCACCUCCACGGAAACCUUCGUGACACACCGGACUGCAGUAUAGAAAAAACAACCCCUACUUUACGUACCUUCUCAGUGUGAUGUAAAAAUAAGGCAGAAUGGGAAACUGAACCCGAUCAAUCUGCAGGAGUUUCUCCAAUUACAAAGAUCAUUUACACGUACUUCAUAAUUAAUUUUCAAUCCUUGGUAUUUGGCAGGUUUUCCUCGUAAAUUUCGGAAUUGUAUAAUCAAUCUUUGAGCCUAUGCCAUUUUGUUUCAAAUUAGAACAUGACAUACGUAUUAUUACAAAAGUUUGGACAUCGUGGCUUUAUGUAAUAUAGAAUUUAGUGAGGAUGUUCAAUACCCUAUUCUAUCUCUUGUUUUUGUUUUUUUGGUUAUGUGACUGUAACUUCAAAGUGUUGGAUUUUAUCUUUUAAUUUUUUUAGCUUGAUUAUGUGCUUCAGUCAAUGUAGGCUUCAAAUAAUGUUUUUGAAAUUGUUAAGAACCUGUGAUUUUUAUUAAUCUAAUAAUCGCAUUUAAAGCCAUUGGUGUUUAUGUGAAUGAUAUAACUAUUUUUUCUCGAAUAGAAAACGGAGAAAAUAUAGAAAUUGACUCACGUUUAAAAGUGCCAUUUUUAUCAGUAAACCAUGAUGGAAUUAUUUUACUUUUAUAAUUAUUGUGCGCCCAUAUACAAAAGAAUAAUUCUUUAUUUUAUCUGCUAUUCCCUAAUUUUUUAAUGUCGAGUUGCUACACAGUAAAUUAUUUUCUGUAUGUUAAAAUUUAUUAAGUGAGACGCAGAAGACUCAGAAGUUACAUAAAUAACAUAAUCUGGCUUGUGCCUUGAUAAGUCGUCAGUCAUUCAAACUCCUAAUAUUCUUAACGAAGUUAUCAAAAUACUUAAUACACUAGAUUCACUUAUAUACAAAAUUUUAUUUUCCAUCGUAUGUUAAACCUUUUUGAAGGAAUUUUACAUAAUGUCUAUAUUCAUACAUACAUACAUACAUUCUCCUAAAUUCCAUAAAUAUUUAAUAAUAAUAAAUGAUUUUUAUUUAGGUCGAAGUUUAGCUACAAAAUAGCCAACUAAAUAAUCAUAAAAAACCUAUGACAUGAUAGUAUGCUGUGUUUGUAAUAACAUGUUUUAUACACAUAGUUUUAUAAGUCGGCGUAAAAGUGAAAAAGGGCUGUACGUUUACGGCAACACCUUAUAUUUUUGCAUGAACUUUUUAAUUGCUUUGAAAACAUCUCCACAGAUUUUAUAAAAACCAAAAUGCUAUAGGUGAAACUAUAUAUGGAAAAUGCUCCUAAAGGUAUACAAAUCUGGAUCGAUUCAAAUUAGGGCAUAUUGGGUCAAAUCACCUUAGCCAAAUUUUCAGAUCGAUAGGUCGUCCCAAGGGCCCUUAACCUCAAAAACGUGUUUAGACGAAAAUAAUUUUUUGCGGGAAGUAACGAGAUUAUGUUUUUUGGAUGUUAUAUGAGGUACAUCACAAAAAAACAUGUCACUCAUUUGCGUCGGUCUUUCUGUCUGUUGGUCUGUUCGCUAAUCUUAUAACCGCCUAUAACUUGAGAAGUAUCGUUCUUAUUUCGAUGAAAAGGUUUGUAGUUUGAAAAUCGUUCCAGUGGCGGCAGAGGAACAAGCCUAAAACGAAAAAAGUAACAAUCGGCCAAACUUCUUUUUUGGGCUUUCAGGAGAACUGGUCAUUUAGAAAAAAAAAAUUGAGGCAUAAAAGCUUGGGGGUGAGUGAGGGUUUAUCUCAAUUUUUUGAUGCUGGUACAUUUAUAAGCUCUCAGCAUUGCUGAUUCUAUCACCAUUAGACAUAUUUCACCUCACGUAUGUCUGCCGCGCAACACCAUAGUGUUUUCUAUGCUCUGGCCGCGCUACCACGGUGACACGUCUGCCAGAGUUAGGUAUCGGGACGAUAUUUCCAGAUGCACUAACGGUAGGGUAAGGCAGGGAAAUAAUAUAUAUAGUCUCAUUGUAUGGACAUGUUUGAUUGACUUCCUUUAUGUACUGAAAAGGGCGUUGCGUAGGAAGUGCAGAGUCUUUUUAUUUGUGGCUUGAGAACAACAAUUGUUUUUUCUUUCUCCUAAUUUAUGGUUAGGUAAAGAGAAUUUCGUAAACUUGAAAAUCUACUGUAUAUCAGUAAUUUUUGCGUUUCUUUCAGAUCCACUAACAAAAUUACCUAACCAAAGAUUCGAAAGAAACUUUUAUUUUUUUUUCUCGAACCUAUACGUUCCACAAAUCAAAGAAUUACGGUUAUGAAGGGUAUAACAAUGUAGCUUCGAUAAUAUUUUCAAUUUUAUUCUUGAGAUUAGGGGCUCCUAUCGAUCGAUCGAAAAUUUGGCCAAUGUACUUUGAUUUGGAUUGAUCCAGAUUUGGAUACUUCUUUAUCGAUAGCUAUGCGGUGUAAUUCACACAAAUACAAUCAUCAGAAGUAUUCACUGUGUUGGGCCAUAUGAAGUUGCUCCAUCCAUCUAUUGCCAUGAAUUAGGUUUCAACCAAUGAGCGUUGUUGGAAUGGAAGUCAUGCUAUUUUUUUAAAUAAUCACAGGGCAGCAUGUAAGAACGUAGUUUUACUGUAUCUACAUGACUUUCUUUUCAUACACACACGUAAUAUUCAUUUUUCCAAGAAUUUAUGCAUUGUUUGGCAUCCACCAUGUGCCACCAGAUGUGAAUUCUGUAGUUUAUGACAAAUAUACGUAUUCGGAUCAGCUAACGAGUACACCUGACGAUGGUUCAAAUUCACUUCAAAAUCGGAGAAAUGUAUAUUAUCAAGUACCACUUGAGGGACUCAGUUCUCGAUUCCAGGGAAAAUUAUCUCGCAAAAGAUAUGACAAUAUACGAUUCUGUCUUUGACAAAUAACAUUUUCAAAUCUGACAUAGGGAUGCACAUAAUACUACUAAUUGCAAAACGCCGAGAAUAUUUGUUUUGAAGCCCUUUAUUCUCAAAAUUGAUUUGCUUUUCUAAGAAAUUAACGCAUCGCAAAGAACAAUGCUGCUUAGACAGUUUUUACCCGACCGGCCUCAGAAGGUGGGUUGUCGCGCGUGUGUCCCGGCCAUAUCGUAGAAUUGACUUAUUUCAUGAAAUGAUAGAGAUUGAAACUAGUAACUCUAAGAAAUUAAAAUAAAAUAAUUAUAUUAAAAUAGUUAAUUCACACAACGAGUCACAAAUAAAAUUUUUGAACAUGUUAGAUAUCACAAAUUAAGUUAUUACCUCGCGUGAUCACCUUACUCUACUUUAUAACCUAAAAAUGAAAUAAAUAUUACGACAAGUUUUACGUACGUAAAAUAAUAUGGUAGUUCAAUAGACAAACAAUUUUUAGCUGGCACACGAUUUUGACUUCCAUACCAAGAAUUAUAAUGGAAUUUAAGAGUGAAGUACUAACCUGUGAAACGCGUUCCGAACUUUUUGACUUUUUGAUCGGUACUUGCGUCAUCUGUAUUGACCUCGAGAACUCGAGUACCUUUUUGUCGAAAACUCGCACUUUCUUCCUCAUUUGGUAACGAGUUAUUUGGAUGUCCACUUCUAACACUAAAUUUGUUGUUAUUAACGACUGCCUUGUUGAAAUGUAAACAAAGCGCUGUCUGCACCUCUAUCGGUAAUUAAUGUAAAUAUUUUACGAUUUGAUCAAACACGCACGAUUAGUUGAUCAUACCGUUAAACGAUUUAUUAUCACUGAUCUGGUCAACACACAUCAUGAUCUGGCCAUUAUAUAAUAUACGCAAAUACCGUAAAUUCGCGAGCUUACUGAAGUAGUCGAUCGACAUUUACUAAAAAGUCAUCCAAAUUCAGAUACAAUUUUUUGAUUUACACAAGUGUAUCUUGCGAGUCCGAGUAAUUUAAUCCUCGGUGAACCCGGGGUACUCGGAAAAAUUGGCUGAGUAUGUCGAAUAUCGGGUGCAAACCGAGUACUUUGUGCAUCCCUAAUAUCAUCACAGUAAAAUAUUCACGCCGUUCUUAUUGCGUUUGCCGAAUAUGUCACUCCCUUAAAAACAUCGUUUGCAUAUUUUCCCAUGAGCAAAUUAUCCCGGGAAUCGAGAAGUGGACCCAAGAAGUGUUGUAGGUUAACCAACCCCUAAGAGUGUGUUACCUGAUGCGAAUGUGCAAAUUUUCAUUCCACUCCGUGAACCUGAAAUUCACAAUUUUAGGUACACUAGCAUGGCAAGUGAAUAUAUCUGAUAGAUAAUACAACAAGCAAUUAUUUUAACUAAAAAAAAUUAGGAUAAUGAAAUAUUAACUUAGUAUUAACAGUAGAAGGUUUUUGAAAGUUUUAUUUAAUUUUUAUAUGACAGUUUUAUGGUGUAAUGUUUUCCAUAGUUUGUAUAAAUUUUAUUAUGCAUUUAAAAAAAUGGAAUUCAAAGUGAAUAACUUUUUUAUUAUAAAAUAUAUCAUUUUGUUUCUAUUCAAGACUAGCCGGUGAAUAUUCUCUGCUAAUUUUACGUGGCUUGUUUUUCCAAAGAAUUAUGUUUAAAUUGAGUUGAAUGCAGUGUCGUGUUCUCAUAGAUUGUUAUGUGAUACUGAAAAUACGUAGGAUAUAUUCCUUUGUGAAUAAGGCCCUGGCCCUGUGAUGUGUUACUAUCGUGAUUUUUUAUUGUAUUUCUCUAUUUUAGGUAUUUUUUGCUAAAUUGAAGACGAAUUGUAUUAUUUAAACAUAUACAUAUAUUAAAUGUUUGUAAAUUAUUUGAGAAUAUCGUUUGUAUAAAUGUAAGGUUAUUGUAUACAAUUUUUGACAGUUAUGAAAUAUAUAUAUAUUGGUGC